This is a messenger RNA of Sphenostylis stenocarpa, 279 nucleotides long. NCBI's taxonomy places the organism in Eukaryota, Viridiplantae, Streptophyta, Magnoliopsida, Fabales, Fabaceae. The record is from the annotation of a GenBank genome assembly.
AUGCAACGAAGCUUAGGGAGAGCAUUUUGCUUGGUGAGUCCUUUCUUUCGCGAAGCCCCGUUCAUAGAAGGAUCUGUUUCUCCAAUUUGGUGUUCUUACAUGGAAACGGUCCAACCAAAGUCACUAGUUAACACCGAAGGUACCCCAGCAUUAAACAAAGUUAUGGAGGUUGAGAAUGCGACGGAGGACAAGCAAGAAGAAGAAGAAGAAGAAGAAUGGUUUUGUAGAAGAGAAAAAAUGUUUAAGGAAACAAAUGGAGAGAUUGUGUCUGGACCGUAA